CCUUUCUGGCUUUCUGGGUUUUGUUGCUUGCUCCUUUGAUUCAGUCUUCCUUAAAGUAUUUCAGCAGAAUCUGUUGUUUUUUUAAAUGAAAAACAACCCUUUUUGUGCUUGUGACGGUGUUGAUUAUAUAAGAAGAAGAUGGGUUUCUUAAGAACAAUUUGUUUUUUGUUUUUGGUAGCGCUGCUUUGUUGUGUAUCAUUGACUUCUAGCUUAUGUUACUGUAAGAAUGGAGAAGAAGAAGCAUUUCUUAAUCGAUUGGUAGAUCCAGCAACUGGGGAGAUUGAUGAGAAUCUGGCGGAAUUGUUAUGGAUAAGUUGCAGACAAUAUUUGAACGAUUUAAAUGAAGCUUUUGAAGAUCCGAACUUAUAUCUUCCGGGACAAACACCUCGUAUUACCAAAGAUAUUACUACAAAAAGUUACUCAUUAGAGGGAGCAAGUGUUCGAAAAUUGACUAGUCUUCUCCAUCCCGAGCUAAAGCAAGCUCUUUGUGACUGCAUAAGAAAGAAUAAUCUUCUCUUUCAAGUAUCUGGAGAAGAUAGUAGCUUCAAGACUUGGUACACCAAAUAUUUUGAGUCAUUGUUUCACUGGCAUGAAGCUCCUAGAAGGGCUUUGGCUAGUGAGAGCAUUGCCAUAGCCCCUGCCUCGGACUCAGGACCAUCCCUGGCUCCUGGCCCUUUUCCUAAUUCUGAACUUCCUCGUUUGAGUCCAGAAAGUCCGGCAUCUUUGCCCUCUUUUUUCCCUAUACCUUCUAAUGAAGCUGCAAGUCCGAUAAAUGAUAUUCAAAACAAUAUAAGCCCAGCCAACAUGGACCCGACACACAAGGGGACCGAUAACAGUAGAACAAUUAUUAUUGCGUGUGUUGUGACUGCAGUAGUAACAUCUGUUGCUGCAGCAUUGUUCUUCUUGUUAUGCUGUCGUAGAGGUUCUUCAGCUAAACAAAAUGACAAGAGGCCCCUUCUCAGUUUAAGCUUAAAUGAAUUCUCCGCUGGUUCUUCUCAUGCAUAUGCCUUUGGAACUGAUAAAGAAGAGAAGCUAGGUCAACACUCGUUUGGAAAUGAAUUGAGCCUGCAUAAAAUGGCCUCGACUAAUGGGAAUGUUUAUAUUCAAUCUAAUGCCGAACUACUCUCCUUUGAUGGGAAGUCAUCAUUCGGAGCUGUUGCUGCUGCCCCCAUAGCCUCACCUGGAUCUUCUGAUAUAUCAGGCAAUACUAAGCCACCGCUACCGCUACCUCCAGGAAGGGUCGGUGCUUCCCGACCUGUAUUUCCUCCUUUGAAGCCUUCUCCGGGCAGAGCAGACCCUCUUCCUCCGGAACCUCCUGCCCCAAUUAGAGCCAGUUCUCCACCACCUCCUGCCCCCAUUAGAGCCAGUCCUCCACCACCUCCUGCCCCCAUUAGAGCCAGUCCUCCACCACCUCCUCCCCCCAUUAGAGCCAGUCCUCCUGCACCACCUCCUAAACCUCACCCCUCUAUGAAACCUCCUUCUGCUACUAUGGCCCCCCAACCUCCUCCACCACCUAUUCCACCUGGUGCCCAAACCGGUCCUCGCCCACCACCACCUCCAUCAGGUACCAGUCUCGGACCUCCCAGGCCACCUUCACCAAUGCCUUCAGGUCCGAAGGUGCCUCGACCACCAAGCGGACCACAACGAACAUCAAAUGCUAUCUCUGGCGAGGGAUCUGGCUCAGCAGACGAUGGCAAUGCUCCUAAAGCUAAACUGAAGCCAUUUUUCUGGGAUAAAGUUACAGCGAACCCUGAACAUUCGAUGGUCUGGAAUCAAAUUAAAUCUGGAUCAUUCCAGUUCAACGAGGAGAUGAUAGAAACGCUGUUCGGGUAUGCAGCCGUUGACAAGAACAAAAAUGAUAAAAAGAAAGAGGCCUUUACCCAGGAGUCUGUGCCUCAAUAUAUUCAACUCCUCGAUCACAAGAAGGCUCAAAAUUUAGCAAUCCUUUUGCGGGCGUUGAAUGUGACCACAGAAGAAGUUUGCGAUGCUCUUCGUGAAGGAAAUGAGCUCCCUGUUGAACUCCUCCAAAAUUUAUUGAAGAUGGCCCCGACAGCGGAUGAAGAACUCAAACUUAGAACGUUCAUUGGUGAAAUUUCGCAACUUGGUCCUGCCGAACGGUUCUUGAAAGUCUUGGUCGACAUCCCUUUUGCUUUUAAACGAAUGGAAACCCUGGUUUAUAUGUGCUCUCUUUCUGAGGAGGUUACUUUCACAAGAGAGUCCUUCGAAACAUUAGAGAUUGCUUGCAAGGAGCUCAGAAGUAACCGCUUAUUCCUCAAGCUUUUAGAAGCUGUUCUUAAAACCGGAAAUCGCAUGAAUGAUGGGACAUUCCGUGGUGGUGCACAAGCUUUCAAGCUCGACACACUUUUGAAGUUAUCAGAUGUUAAAGGAGUAGAUGGCAAGACCACACUCUUGCACUUUGUCGUCCAAGAAAUUAUACGCACCGAAGGCAUGAAAGCUGCCCGUAUUGCGAGAGAAAACAAAAGUUCCAUUGAUCUCGAGGAUGUUUCCCCAUAUCCGGAAGAGCACUACCAUGCACUUGGUCUUCAGGUGGUUUCUCAUCUGAGUAGUGAACUCGAAAAUGUCAAGAAAGCAGCAGCAAUAGAUGCCGAAACCUUAAGAGGAACCACUGCCAAACUUGGUCAUGGACUCCUAAAGGCACGGAAUUUCUUGAACUCGGAGAUGAAAAAUUUGAGGGAAGAAAGUGGUUUUCAUGAAACCUUAAAGAUUUCUGUGCAGAAUGCAGAGGUCGAUGUAACAUCGUUACUCGAGGAAGAGAAGAGAAUAAUGGCAAUGGUGAAGAGCACCGGUGAUUAUUUUCACGGUAACGCACAUAAGGAUGAGGGCGUACGCUUGUUCGUCAUCGUGCGUGACUUUUUGAUAAUUCUGGAUAUGGUUUGCAAAGAAGUUAGAGACGCUCCAAGGAAGCCAGUAAAAGCACAUAAAAAACAGGAGCCCAAUGCAUCAUCAUCUUCCUCCGAGUCCCGUUUCGCACCAACUUCCCCCGAUCCUCAUCAGAAGCUUUUUUCCGCAAUUGCUGAACGGAGGAGGAACGAUUAUAGUUCUCGUUCUGAUGAUGAGGGUUGAUGACUGUCUGUUUAAACAAGUAUUAGCAGCCGAAUCAAAAUGGGAAGCCGUCAAAGUGUUCUUGCCGGGCUUUUUUCGAUAAAUGGAAUACAUCUUAGGUACCAGAAGAAAGGGGUUCAAAUUCAAUGAUAGAUUUCAUGUUCAUUGUUGAUUUCCCCCUCUUCUACUCAUCUUGUGCAAUAUUAGUUAGAUAUUCAAGAUUCCUUCAUUUUUUUGUUCCAUAAAAUCUAUAAUCCUCUGUUA
Molecule: messenger RNA, 3327 nt
Organism: Hibiscus syriacus
Lineage: Eukaryota; Viridiplantae; Streptophyta; Magnoliopsida; Malvales; Malvaceae
Product: formin-like protein 5
Exons: 7
Coding region: 139-3084 (981 amino acids)
Biological process (GO): actin nucleation; actin cytoskeleton organization
Molecular function (GO): actin filament binding
Source: RefSeq, a predicted model, not a curated record